CCCGAAGUCGCAGGAGGAGGAGACUGGACGGCAGCAGGCGACAUCUGGCGAGUAGGGUGCAUUGCCCUUCACUUGGUGCUCGGGCAUGAUUACGACCUCGCUGGGGUUGGGUCUCAACUUCCGAUGCUUCCUACCGGCGUUUCCUUUGACUUUGUGGACUUUCUCAUGGACUGCAUGAGCCCGGAUCCCGAGGAGAGGCUGUCUGCAGAGGAGCUCCUUGAGCACGCUUACCUCAUGGACGAGGUGGAC
Guillardia theta CCMP2712 is the source of this 249-nucleotide messenger RNA. RefSeq lists its product as hypothetical. The annotation marks the transcript as partial. Gene Ontology annotation, biological process: protein phosphorylation. The transcript has a single exon. The record is from RefSeq and is a predicted model, not a curated record. NCBI's taxonomy places the organism in Eukaryota, Cryptophyceae, Pyrenomonadales, Geminigeraceae. Gene Ontology annotation, molecular function: protein kinase activity; ATP binding.